Molecule: messenger RNA, 444 nt
Organism: Suillus subaureus
Lineage: Eukaryota; Fungi; Basidiomycota; Agaricomycetes; Boletales; Suillaceae
Exons: 4
Coding region: 1-444 (147 amino acids)
Source: RefSeq, a predicted model, not a curated record
AUGUCCAAGUCAAGCCACACACCAAUCCAUCUCAAUCUGAAUGUCUCUAGUGACAUACCAUCAGCAUCAUCCAGCUAUGUUCUGGGUGACUCUGGCAGUGGUAUCACAGAUUUGUAUGACAUGGUUGACGCUAUUGGCUCAAUGACCAUCAAUGAUGUUGAUGAUGUUGAAGCCAACCUCAUCAUGGACCUUGCAAGGGCCCGACAUGAUGUAUUCGAUGCAGAGAAAACACUUGCCAAUUGUAUCAUCCAAGAACAUGAAGUCAUGAUGACUCUUUCAAAACACAAGUCUGCCAUCUCUAAGUGCAAGCUCAACAAGGCAGAUGUAGGAUUGGGUCAUAUGCACAUCACAUUCAGGAAACACAGUCUUUCUCACCACCCAGCACCACACAAUUUUCAUGACUCAUUCACAUCCUGCCAUCAGGUUGCCAUCCAGUUGGACUAA